UUAACUAAACGUCAUUUUUCAUGAAAAGAGUGGAAGUUCAGUUUACAGGGCGUAGACACGAUGGUAUAAUUUUUUUCUAGCAAAUAUUGCAUACACGCAGGCUGAUUAAGCGAUAGGGCACAAAGCGCCGGAAAACGAACGUUGGAUGCCACUACCACCGAAAAUCCCGUUCAAAACAACAACAACCGGUAUGCCAGCCGAGCACGAGAAGCAUUCGUUGUUGCCUCUUGGUUCAAAAAUAAAUGUUACCGAGAGAAUGCACAGCAUCCCGGUGCACGGAGCAGAAAUCGAAGAGAGCGAGAGUUUGGCUACCGAAAUUCGGCCAAAUCAAAUCGCAGCACACCGGGGUAGCCACCGAGCGCUGCAAAGUCAGAGCUCCCAGACGAAAAGCAUCAGCCCGCGUGGCCGCAUCAAGCAGUCAAACCGACGACGACGACAAAAGACCGAAAGACCGAGCGCCGUGGCGAGACGGAAAAUAGCGCCGUUUUUUUGUUCGAAUCGGAUGUGUACGGGGCGUGCGUGUGUGUAAGUGUGCGUGUUUUUGUGCUUGUGUGGGUGCGCGUGCGUACGAUCGAUAAACGUGUGUAGAUUGAAAAACGCAACGAUGAAGCAAUAGGGAAAUUAAAGCAAAUCACAAAAAUAAAAUUACUUUUGGCAUCGGUAUUUUGACAAAUCGAAUGAAAGCGAAACGCGCCCUCGACACCACAUCAACAGGUGCCGCGGAAACGGUGUGUAGCGAGAAAGCACUCCGAAACCCGAUCCAAGUAGCCCGACGGAGCAGUAGAAGCGAGAUUUGAAAUUUGUACUAUCUGUCAGUUUGAUUUGACAGUUACGGUCGUUUCGGGAGUCCGAACUGACCGGGUUCGUGUGUACCGUCGGUCAAUGACAGUUGUGUUCUUCGUCCUCGGGCAGCGGAGUCCUUUCUCGACACCUCAUCCUUAUCCGCACGCACAUCCACGCCCCCCCUCCCUCUCACACAGCCUCUAACCUCCUGAGUGAGGUUAGCGCGGAACCACAAAGUUGAACGCGUGCGCACCCGUGCUCCCUCGCAUUGUCUCGCUCUGACCUGGUAGAAUUUUUCAACCCUCGUAAAUAAGGGCCAUCAACAUCUAUAGCGGCCAGCCAGCCAGCCAGCCAACCUGCCAGCCAAGCCAGCAUCAUCGGCCAUCGCGCUUUUUCUCGUCGUCGGUUAUUGAUUAGUGUGCCCGUGUGCAGGCUUCUCGUGUGUGGCGUUCGCGUGAGGGCGUUUAAGAAUCCUCGUCGGCUCGUAUUCUCGGUUGGGGUGGUCCAAAAAUUUGUGUAUGUGUUCCGCGGAGUCGUGCAUGAAUCAAACGGUGUUUGAAAGUUAAAACCAGCAAUCCGUGUGGAGGCAGUGAAAAUCGCCAGCCGUAAGUGUAUCUGCACGAGAAAGAAAGCGAAGAAAAAGCAUUGCAUGAGUGAAGAGGUGCUGCACACGAAAAGGUGAAGAAGUUGUGAGAAGAUACCAUUGAGUCGGAAGCCGAAACCGCGUGACCAGCCGCCGUAGCCUGUGUGUCUGCUUGGUAGAGGAGCAGCUUCUCGUGAUACACCCGUGCCCCCGCAAAAGCCGUCAAAAUUACGCAGAACACGCAGAAAAUGUCCUCGCUGGUGCUGAGGAGCCUCUCGAUACUGCUCGGGCUGUUCUUCAUAUUCAUCGGCAUCAUGAAGAUAUCGCCACACCUCAGCAAGGACCUGCAUCGAGAUUUGCGCAAGAACUACGUCAAGUAUGCGAAAGUGUUCCCGCUCUCGACACUGCUGGAGUUCAAAAUACCCUCGAAAUGGUACCGACGAUCGGUCGGCGGGCUGGAGGUGCUGUGCGGGUUGGCGAUGGUGCUCAUUCCCAGCCAUAAAAUAAAAAAUGCGGCCAACAUAACGCUUCUGCUGUUGAUGUUCCUGGCCGUCUACUCGCACUACAUGGUAAGCGAUCCGUUCGAACGGUCCGGCCCGGCGCUCGUCUUCACCUUCAUGCUGAUCGGACGGCUAGUGAUAUGGUAUCAGGCAAGCAGACGGGAAGCAGCCCUAGCAGCUGCUGCACAGCCCACUGCCAACGGACUGAAGCAGGAAUAAGGUGGCAUCAUGCCCAUGGUAUCCUGUCCGCGGCUACUGAUCUCAGUUCCCUAGACCGUAUGAUGGAGAGCACGAAACAGAGAAAGAGAGAGAGAGAGAUCGAGAGAGAGAAAAUGGACAAAUUCUUCAUGCAACCAAUGCAAUACAACUCUGUAAAGCGAUUGAUCCGAACCACACACACAGCCACUGGAGCGAGCGCUGGAUGUAUCGUUUUGUAAGGAGCUUUUGUAACACAACCACACACACACACACACGUAAUGAACGACUACAAGUGGAAAGCGACAUGAAAAACGUGCAAAACGGUUUCAUUCGGUGUUACGAAACGGAAAACAGACAGAUUGACGGGCUUCUGCAUCCCGAACGAACUACUGCAGGACAGAGAGAACAGAGAGAGAGAGAGAGAGAGAGAGAAGAGCAGCGAGAAGAUUUACCAACAACGAAACAACAUAUUUAACCGCGAUUAACUAUCGGCAUCUCGCCGGAAAGAAGUGUAGACUAUUUUCUUUUGGUUUCGGACGGCAAACUAAAUUGUACGACAAAAGGAUAUUACAAACAUUACUAUGGUUUAGACGUGUUAUACGUUUCCGGGGUCGGUUCUUGAAAAAGGAUACUCUUCUGUCCUGCCGCUUACAGGAGAAAACAAGACGAACAAAAAAAAAACGAAAUGCGGUAGCGGUAUGUGUCCGUAGCGGUCGGUCUCUGCUGUUUUCUUUUUAAAAUGUGAUCACAAUAAAAACAAAAUACAAGGGAAAACACUAUUCUCUAGUCAGUUUGCGAAUAGUUUUACCUUACAUUUUACGAA
Messenger RNA from Anopheles stephensi (Asian malaria mosquito), 2887 nucleotides. RefSeq names its product transmembrane protein 35A. NCBI's taxonomy places the organism in Eukaryota, Metazoa, Arthropoda, Insecta, Diptera, Culicidae. Gene Ontology annotation, cellular component: endoplasmic reticulum. The record is from RefSeq and is a predicted model, not a curated record. The transcript is spliced from 5 exons. The coding region runs from base 1615 to 2085 and encodes 156 amino acids. Gene Ontology annotation, biological process: chaperone-mediated protein complex assembly; positive regulation of protein localization to cell surface.